AUGGAUAAAUCGUUCUUAGACGUGGGUGGUGCAUAUGUAAAUGAAUCGCCUAUUCGAGAAAUGUUUGUGCAUUCUUUUUUACCGUUUUCGACGAGUGCGUUGAAUAAUGGCGAUGAAAUCCGUAUAGCAAUUCAAAACCGAGAUGCACAUACGUUACCGAGCGAUAGUUUUAUCUAUAUUGAGGGUAAAAUAACGAAACCCGAUGAACUUAAGACAGAAAUAAGUUUAGCACACAACGGUCUAACGAAUUUGUUUAACGAAAUGAAAUACGAGAUUAACUCUACCGAAGUACAACGGGUUAAAAAACCUGGGAUAACUAGUGCGAUGAAAGGAUAUUGUUCGUAUUCGCCUGCCGACGCGAAUAUUUUACAAAACGCUGCCUGGGAUAUCACUGGACACAAUGCUAAUUUCAUUAAAGACGGUUCGUUCAGUGGAUGUAUACCGUUAAAGCAUGUUUUCGGUUUUUGCGAGGACUACAAACGAAUACUUGUGAAUUGUAGCCAACAGUUGAUAUUGAAUAGAUCGAUGUCGGAUUUGAGUUCGUUACAUUUCACUAGCGUCGUGGGAGGAGACAUGAACACCGAGACGGUUAAGGCCUUGGUGAAAAAAGUCAAAGUACAACUAACGCGAGUGCUGUGGAAAAUACCUGUUAUUAAAGUCGAUGAUCGGGAAACUUUGCGAGUAUCCAAAUCUGCCGCAGACGAACAAACACUCUUGGAUGGUGAAAACAUGUUCGCAAGUAGAAAGACCUAG
Aphis gossypii (cotton aphid) is the source of this 753-nucleotide messenger RNA. RefSeq lists its product as uncharacterized. The record is from RefSeq and is a predicted model, not a curated record. Bases 1 to 753 code for a protein of 250 amino acids. Lineage: Eukaryota; Metazoa; Arthropoda; Insecta; Hemiptera; Aphididae. The transcript is spliced from 2 exons.